AUGUGCGGUCUUUGUAAUUCAUUCAGGCAUUUAAAAAAGGAUUGUGAAUUGGUUAACAUAAAUAAGAGACAAUUAUAUUGCAUGGAACGAUAUCAAAGUUUUCAGAAAAGAAAAUUCUUUGAAAGAUAAAUGAGUAAAAACAAUAACACUUUAUUAAUUUAACAAGAUGUUUGUGCAAGAGCUUAUUCCUAUAUUGAUGAGAUAAAAAAAUAAAAACAAUCAGACAUUAUUUAACUAUUAGAUUUAACCUUAAGUGAUUCAGAUGAUACAUUAUCUGAUGAAGAUUUCUUAGAUUAGAAGAAGUUUAAAUAUCAAGAAACUUUAAAAGAAAAUCAGUUAAAGAGUAAUUCAUCUACACAUAUAAAAUGCGAAUAAAACUAAAGAAGAUAAACAAUAUCUUCUAUGUAUCUCAAAUAAAUUUCAAAAGAAUUUGAAGUAAGAUUAAUAAGUAGGACUAGAUUUAAAUUAAAUCCAAAAAUCAGAAUUUUUUAUAGAUAAACUUGCUUUACAAGGAAUUGA
Molecule: messenger RNA, 519 nt
Organism: Tetrahymena thermophila SB210
Lineage: Eukaryota; Ciliophora; Oligohymenophorea; Hymenostomatida; Tetrahymenidae
Exons: 2
Source: RefSeq, a predicted model, not a curated record